Molecule: messenger RNA, 1062 nt
Organism: Ascoidea rubescens DSM 1968
Lineage: Eukaryota; Fungi; Ascomycota; Saccharomycetes; Ascoideales; Ascoideaceae
Gene: ECM7
Product: Ecm7p
Exons: 1
Coding region: 1-1062 (353 amino acids)
Biological process (GO): fungal-type cell wall organization
Cellular component (GO): plasma membrane; cell cortex of cell tip
Source: RefSeq, a predicted model, not a curated record
AUGGUAAUUGUGAUUGUCUUGACUCUCCAGAGCAAGAGCAGCAUCCGAAGUGCCACAUCCCUCUAUAUGUUCACUCUUAACUGCAACCACGUCACUGUCGCUGAUGGUCUUUUUGCUGCUCUAAGGAACAAGCAGCAGUCCAACUAUUACAGAACUGGCGACACCUAUGGCAUUGGCUUCACAACCUCUGAAAUCAACAUUUUGACUGACUAUACCACUGACCAAGUGAAAGAAUGUCCCCAGAUAAUAUUGUCCAACUUGCACGAGUGGUGCUAUGGUGAUUACACUCUUAGCGAUAAUGACGACUUCGACAGCUCUAAUAAGGAGUUGAACUACUUUUCAAAUAAAAACUUUACAAUUACUGAAUGCUAUUCGCUAAACAACACUUUUUUCAACUACGUUCAAAUGCUAGAUUACAUCGACUUGACUAUCAUUCUAGAUUACGCCUAUAAUGGCGAUUUUUCCAACGAAAACUCAGACUAUGCAAAAUUAACAGCUACUCUAAACAAAAAUAAGCCAACAUUGUUGACUUUAUCAGACAUUGGCUUGUCUUCAAAUUGUGCCUUGAUUAUCUUUGCAUUUUGCAUUUUUUUUUUCAGAAAUCAACAAAAAGUUAAAAAAGUAUUAAAACAUGUAUGUGGUUUGCUUUCACUUGUUUCUUUGGCAACAAUAUGCCCUUCAUUUAUUUUGAUAUACAUUCAAUCCAUUCAAGUAAAACGACAAAUUCAACAAGAAUUGAGUGAUUUUGGAAUAUGGCUACACAUGGGUCGUCGAUGGUUUAUUUUAUCAUGGACCUGUUUUACUCUUGCUGUGCUCUCCUUUGGAAUCUGGGGCUUUACAACUUGGCUCAUCUUACCCAGAGAUCAAUCCCCAGAUACAUAUCACAAUUCUAUAUCUCUUGAUCACAACUAUUCCUAUGAAAAUCGUCACGAAGGUACUUCCAAGUCUCAUACCACCAACAAUCCAACCCUCAUAAGCUUUAAAAGUCAUUCUCCAGAGAAUUCAAAAGUUAACGUUAACGUAAAAGUGCUAAACUCUUCAACAUCUUCUGUUGAUAAAUAA